This is a messenger RNA of Parnassius apollo (apollo), 666 nucleotides long. The record is from the annotation of a GenBank genome assembly. NCBI's taxonomy places the organism in Eukaryota, Metazoa, Arthropoda, Insecta, Lepidoptera, Papilionidae.
AUGGCGUCUUAUGCAGCAGCAAUGCGUGACCGUAAGGUAAAACCACAAUGGGAGCGGACUAGGCGUAUUAUGGCUUUGGUGCCUCCUGCAUGCGCCCCUUCUGAUAGUAGCGAUACUUCAGAAGAUGAAGACCAGGUUCCUAAAUUACUAGAACACGUUGAGACGAAUGACUUAUCUGAUUUUAGUUCCGAGCCAAAAUCAAUAGAGUCUUCUUUAGAAACGUUAAAUAUCCUGGACGAUCUAUCUGAUAAUAGUAACACCAAUAUCCAACAAAAUUCAGAAUCUCCCAUAUCUCCUUACGAAGAAGAUACAGUCCCAUUGACUCCACUUAUGAAUGAGAUAUUUAGACCGGGGUCAGAGUUACUACAUACCUUACCUACGUUAAAUUCGCCACUUUUAUCUGCACUUCCUGAAAAUACAAGAUCAAAUAAAAGAAAAGCUAUCAAUAGACCGAAAUUAGUAACAAAAAAAGUAAAAAAAUAUAUCCGCAAACCUCUUAAUUUCAAAUGGACAAAAGCACAAACUCACGCUGCUCACACCACCCGCAUCAACGGAACCGACCGUAUUGUCCACGGGAGCGGCGGUUCUCUAGCGGCGAUCAAACGUCAGUCUGCGUGUACACAUCGCCGCUUGGCUACAGCUGCGCUCGCCGCGGUGUUAUUGUGA